Molecule: messenger RNA, 474 nt
Organism: Ostertagia ostertagi
Lineage: Eukaryota; Metazoa; Nematoda; Chromadorea; Rhabditida; Trichostrongylidae
Source: the annotation of a GenBank genome assembly
AUGUCCAGUUUGUCUACGGUGGAUCCUGGAAAUGUAUUCUCCACAUUCGAGCUACUCAGAGGCCAUAAUAUCCGGUGUUCUGUGAUUGGAAUAAGUGCGGAACUAUUUGUUUGCAAACAGCUGGCAAAAAUUACAAAUGGCAAGUAUGACGUGGUUUUGGACCAAGACCAUUUCGAACUGCUCCUCUCGCAACAUACUGCUCCUCCUCCGUCGACGAAAGCAGCUGAAUGUAACGCAAUUCGAGUGGCGUUCCCGCCUCACACAAUCGUUAAAGAGCGCUCAUUUUGUGUAUGCCAUCCAAUGUCUGCACCUCUGUCGACAUCACGUGGAUUCCUUUGCGAGCAAUGUGGUGCUCGACAUUGUUCCUUACCAGCCGAGUGCCGUGUCUGCCGAAUGACACUCGUUGCCGCCCCGCAACUGGCUCGAGCAUUUCGGACACUUGGUCCCGCUUCCUGCCUUCACACCUGUUUUCAG